AUGCGCCCGCGUGCUGCUACUUCCCGCACGCGUCUCACCCCCACACGCCGGCGCUGCUCAGCCCGCGCUGCUGCCGGCCGCGGCUCUGCCUGUGCUACUCCAGCCCCUGGCUGCUGGCCCCGCGCCGGCUGCCCCGCACCCGACCGCCGGCUGCAGCGCCCGGCCUGCCGCGACCCCGCCUCCGCCGGGUUCCCGAGCCGCCGGCCUCCGCCCCGCUCCAUUAGUAUCCGGCCUCCGCCUCCUCUGCGCAUCCGGCUAGGGCCGGCUCCGAGUCUCCCACGCCGGCUGCAGCCUUGCCUCUCCGGCCGGCUCCUGCAUCUCCUCCGCCUGUUCUCGCCGUCAGGUUCCCCGGCUAGCUCCUCCUCAGUCCGGCUUCGUCGUCCGCCAGCAGGCCCCCGGCCGCACCUGGCCGCCUUCGUCUCACGCGCACAACGAGCCCCCUCCGUCGCGCCCGGCUCCGGCCGUGCCGCGCUUGCCCGGCCUCUCCAGCAGCCGGCUUCGCCUCCGUCCGGCCCCAAGCACCAUGCCGGCUUCGACUCGGCCUAUCCCGCGCCGUCCGGCCUCGAGCGCCGCGCCGGCUUUGCCUCCGCCCGUGCGCCCGCGGCCGCCGGCUCCCUCCCGCAUCACCCGGCUCUGUCCGCGCGACCGGCUUCACCAGCGCCCGACGGCCGGGUCGCCGCGCCCCUUCGCUCCGCCCUGGCCGCAACCUGGCUCCGGGUGCUCGGCCCACCGUCCGGCUCCCGCGCUGGCUCGCUCGCCGCCCCACCUCCGGGCUCCCGGGUGCGCCUCGGCCGGCUCCCGUUGUUCGUUGCCGCAGCCUGUCGGUGUCGUUCGGGCAGCCGAGAGAAAGAAAAAUAA
Molecule: messenger RNA, 858 nt
Organism: Aegilops tauschii subsp. strangulata
Lineage: Eukaryota; Viridiplantae; Streptophyta; Magnoliopsida; Poales; Poaceae
Source: RefSeq, a predicted model, not a curated record